UCGUGCGGUAAAUUAUUCAGGUCAUUGCGAUACGCGCUACGUUGAAGUCGACGAAGAGGAAACAAAGAAAUGUUUUUCCGAGAAUAAACAAAAAAUUAAACUUGUGAUAUUAAUAUUAUAUUAUAUAUAUUAAUUAAUAGUUAAAUGGCUACACUUUUAGGGCAACUUAUCGAUGGCAGGGAAGGUUCACAAUUGAUCGUUUUAGAAGAUUCAGUGGCACACAGUGGCCGGGCUCUUCUUCGCUGUAUCACAACCGAACUAGCCUACAGGUUGGACCAGGUGCACAUAUUCAACUUUGACACACCACCUGAUGUAUUCAUCAAUACCAUCGACACAAAAAUUAAAGGUAAACUACAGUGUCAUGAUGGAUGGACUAACCCACUACAGUGGAACUUAAACAGCUCAAAUGGUAGACAUAAUAGUUUAGAUAUAAGCAGCUCUGAAGAUGUUUUCAUGACAAAUGUGCAGAAGUGUAACCGGGACGACAGCAAGAGGGUCUGUGUUGUUGUUGACUCGUUAAGCCCUGUGCUACUUCGUAAGUCAAUCACGUACGUGUGUAAUGGACUAGACCAACUCAUCAGAUCCAAUGAUUUAGGAUUUGAAGUUUGUCUAGUUGUGUGUCUUCUUCACAAAGAUGUUCACGACGAGAAUGCGCUCCGUGCAAUAAACCACCUAGCAUCAACCGUGCUCACCCUGUCCUCCUACAUGUCUUUAGCUCCUUUAAGCGAAGCGCCUCUUGGCAUCUGUAGUAUUGUACAUAAACGAAAAACAGGCAAAGUGUUCAAAAAGAAAGAGGGCUAUAGUGUGGAUGGUGACUACAGACUCAUUACAUUCCCAGAGGAACAGAGACUAACUACUAUUCCAAUGGAAACACCUAAACAAGGAGAUCCUACAGCAAAUUUAACUUUCAAUUUGACAUUGCGAGAUUCUGAGAGACAAGCGAGAAGCGAAGUGGUUCUCCCGUACACACUUAGUGCUAAACGAAAAGCAGAUGAGUUGAAUCCAGGAGGAAAGAUUUACUACGAACCUGACGAUGCUGACGACUUUGAUGAUGAGGAUCCGGAUGAUGAUUUAGACAUUUGAGAGGCGGAGCCUACUACUGUCAAUCAACUCUUCAGAUGGUCUUCAUUCUACAUGUACCAGUACUUAAGCCAAUUUUCAGAAUUCUUCCUUUUCUAAAUUGGUUUUUAGAAUGCAAUAAAUAAAUUAAAAAAAAUUUAUAGAAAAAAGAUACAACGUUGGUAUUCGACAAAUAUUUUUGUUAACCAUUAUGUUUUGUUAUUUUCCUACAAGGUUUAAUUCUGUGCCUGUAUAUUAAUUAUUAUCUUCUCUGCCCGCAUAUUCAGAAUUUAAACAUGCUGAGAUCUCAGUAGUGGAUUGGUUGGGAUGUGGUGCAUAGCCUUAAUUACAUAUAAAAACUUGAAUUUUUGAACUGUAUUUAAAGAUAAAACGUUAGAAACUGCUACAGUACUUAAAUUCACAUGGAGAGAAAUAUUCUCUAGUUACAGUAUAUCUGUCCCAAUAGAUUACCACAGUCGUGUCGCCACGACGCCAGUUGGCGCCCUCUAUGGUCAUCAGACGUUGGUUACCGUUCAAUACGCCUGAGUGACUUCAUAGGCUUUCUGGAAUAGGCAUUUUUAAAUUCAAAAUCAAAAUGUAAUAAAAACACAAAAGCUCGCAUUAUAUUAGUUAUCAAACACACAUUUAAUGAUCAAUUUAAAUUUACAAAGAAAAAGUAAUAUACAACAUCUUAAUAAUUACGUUAGAAAUUGGAAUCAAUAGUUUUUGUCAGUGGAGAAGAUGGCGUCCGGUUGAACUCAUUUUGCAACGAUUGCAAUGGAGUAGUAUCAUGUGGUAUUGUGACGUAACACUGUAGUACUUUAUGGGUUAAGGGUGUAUGUUAACUAGGUGGGGAUAUCAAUAAAAGGGGUCAUACCACACCCUAUGUAUCGCAAUUGAUAAAUUUUUUCAUAGAUUUUAAAAAUCACCUUUAAAUGUGUUUAUUAACUACAAUCACGUGAUCCUCAAUCCACCUUAUGAUUGGUCAGAUUUAUUUAUCUUUUAAAAAAAAUUGUUUUGUAUUUAUCCUUUGUAAGACACUGAACUGCUAUGAAACAGAUUCAAAUAUAUUUGAUCAAACUUCGACUUGCAACAAAAAGACACGUUUUAAACCAGAUAUGUCUGGGAGAAGCUUUAUGAUUUAAAAAUAUUUGUUUAGUCUGUUUUGGCAGGAUUUGAACUAAGGACCAUGAUACUAAAAAUGGGGCACCUCCAACCAGUUGCAUUCAGUAUAUACAUUUAAAAUCAUUUAUUUGUUGAUCAACCUUGAUAAUACGUAUUCACUGGAUAUUAAUAUUGCCUCAACUUUAAAUUCCCAGAAAUCGUCUUUCAUUUUUUAUUUGAUUUCUUUUAGUAUUAUAUUUAUUACAGUGAGCAGCCAAUCAGGGCAAAGAACAGAUACAAUGAAAUUAUAGUUGAAUUAAGCUAUAGUUAAUCACAUUAGACUGUCUAAUGUUGUAAAUGAAUCAUAUCUGAGCAGUCAAAAAAUAAACCUAUCAGAUUAUAAAUGAAUUCAUAUUGUUGACCGAUCACCUUUCAAAGUUAUAUAUAAGUCAGCCAAUUAGACACUGUAAAUGUUUACCAAGCAACAAAAAAUCAGAUGAACAAAUUAAUUAACCCAAAGAUCCUGGUGCUCAAAAAUAGACAAUUGUAAUUUAUUAAUAAAUUCCAUAAUUGUGAUUUUUUUUUUGUAUAUCAAAGAAAUUUAUCUUUUUAUUCAAUAGUAUAAAAUGUUUUGAUUCCUUCUAAUGAAAUGGUAUUCCAUUUUUUAAGAAAAAUAUUUAUAAUCGAAUUACUGUAGCCUUACCAAUAGAAUAUCACCUAAAUUUCUAUUUAAGCUAUUUAAUAGUUUGCCAAUAAGUGUUGUGUUCCAUGUUCAACACUGGUUGCAGUCUGGGGCGAAUCAGGAUAUUUUUAAAAAGUGGGCUUGUAGCUUCUAGGAGAGUGGGGCAUGGAUGUCACUGUGCCUCCUGUGUACAUCUGCAAAUAGCAGUAUGUGUUUUCCUAACUUUGAUUUUAAUGAACUACCCACCAUUACCAUAUACGUUAUCUUACAACAUUAUUAAACAAAUUUAGAAAUUAACUUGUUAAUUACUUAUCUUUGACUGUAACAGCAUGUGCAUACAUGUAGCCAUUCCCUCCCACUCAAAAUAUAUCUGCGUACCCAUGUGUGUGACCAUGCUUUUGAAAAAGGCCUAACCAUGUUUUACAGGGAGACAAACCCCUUUUCACACAAUUGUAAAGGAAUUCUAAAUCCAGAAUAGAUGGAUGUUUGCGCUGCUAAUACCAUACCACAUUGUCUUCCACUCUCAAUAGCAUACUUAGGGGGUGCGCGGGGAUGCAUUCCCCCAAUUGAAAAAGUAUCACCUUAUUUUGCAAACUAGUUCAGUGCAUGACCAUAACCAGCCAAUGUAAUUAGAAAUAAGAAGUAAACAUUUGUACAAAAACUGGUCAAACCUUUGAUAUAUUAUAAUACAUUUAAGAUGACCUUGCUGGGAAUUCCUGAUAGGGGGUCCCAGCAGGGGUCUUUUUCCCCUCUUGACCCCCGCUAGCGCUGCCCCUGGUUCUAAUAUCUGCACCUGCAGCAAGAUGUGAUAUUAAAUAUCUUUAGCUUUUUUAGUAGUUAAGUGACCAUUUCAGAAUUUGUUACUAAUUGUGCCUCAUGUAAAGUGCCUAGCACAGCUUUACCAUUCAAUUCCAGUAGUGGAUACAGAUAAUUUGAACAUGUUUCAUGCAAGAUGUUCAUUGACGUUAAUUUACAUUCCUAACUUUAAAUAUUUAUUUCUUAAAACAAACAGCGAUAAAUUAUCCAUAUUUACAGGCUUUCAUCUUUUAUGUUUACAUUAAAAUAAUAAUGUUUUCUAACAAAUAUUGUAAUUAAUUAUAAUUUUGUAAUUAUAAUUUAUUAUAAUUCAUUACAUUUAAUUUUUAUAUUAUAUUUUUUUGUUAUAUCAUUUUUCACUAAAAUGAUUAGGACUUACUGUUUUCAAUUUUUUUUGGAGAAAUUAUAGUAAUACUGUAUACUCAGAAUUGUAACAACACACUGUUGCUGAUUAAGGGCAUACACUGUGCCCUGAACCUGUAUCAUGUUCAACAUAGAUAAUGUAUAUAUAUUAUAUAAGUACUCUCUAAGCUGGGUGUAUUAUAUUCAUCUCUCCAUCAAGGAGUAAAACAAGAGGUUGCCUUGUUGUCCAUGUUAGCCAAUAAGUAAUCCAUUGACUGAGGGAAAUGUAUUGUUGUAAGUACUCUGUCAAUUGUAAAACGGGAAGAUUCAGAAUGUUUUUGCGAUGGAGGGGCACACACGUAAUGUGUUAAGGACUGGGGGUAGGGAUUUAUUGGUUGCUGCCAGGAACAUGUGUUUUUUUUUUGCCCUGGAUCUGUUUGUAAAAAAACAAUACUCACAAAGUUGUACAGUAAUCAUUUGAACAAAAGAAAAAAAAAACAAACUUCAGUAGCUUAGAGUUAUUAGGUCAGGAAUACAGUAUAUUAAUACACAAAUAAAUAUUAGGGUACCCCCUGUAAAAAAACUAUUGAUGCUAUUACCUUCUGUGCUAUUUCACCCUCUAUUUUGUAAUCUAUUAAUUAGGAUGAAGGAACAGUUUUCCUGUGCUGUUGUAAACCCGGAUUGUAAAAUAUUUUGAAGACAAAUUUCUGAUGUAAAUUUUUACCUUGAGAAACAAACUAUCCUUGUUUUUUUCUGUAAUAAAAGUUGUUUAAACACCA
Messenger RNA from Anneissia japonica, 4782 nucleotides. RefSeq names its product elongator complex protein 5-like. Gene Ontology annotation, cellular component: nucleus; cytosol; elongator holoenzyme complex. Lineage: Eukaryota; Metazoa; Echinodermata; Crinoidea; Comatulida; Comatulidae. The record is from RefSeq and is a predicted model, not a curated record. Gene Ontology annotation, biological process: tRNA wobble uridine modification. Bases 145 to 1083 code for a protein of 312 amino acids. Gene Ontology annotation, molecular function: tRNA binding. The transcript has 8 exons.